Molecule: messenger RNA, 879 nt
Organism: Eremothecium cymbalariae DBVPG#7215
Lineage: Eukaryota; Fungi; Ascomycota; Saccharomycetes; Saccharomycetales; Saccharomycetaceae
Gene: RPF1
Product: rRNA-binding ribosome biosynthesis protein RPF1
Exons: 1
Coding region: 1-879 (292 amino acids)
Biological process (GO): maturation of 5.8S rRNA; maturation of LSU-rRNA
Cellular component (GO): nucleolus; preribosome, large subunit precursor
Molecular function (GO): rRNA primary transcript binding
Source: RefSeq, a predicted model, not a curated record
AUGGCAGUUGAACAGAUCAAUAUCAAGAACAAAAUGAAGAGAAAACAACUCUUUGCAGAGUUAAAAGACCAGCAAAACAAAGAGCGUCAUAAGAUGCGGAGGUUAAGAGCCAAAGAAGAACGCGAGGACCAAGACUUGAAGGAAGCCAGGUUGCAGAAUAAUGUGCCCAAGACGAUUGAUAGCAUGCGUGUGUACGAUGAGACAAUAGGCCAGGAAAUAGAAGGCGAUAAAGAUGACCUGAUGAAAGUUUUUAACAGCAAUGAGCCUCCGAAAAUCCUGCUCACAACGAACGUGAAUGCCAAGAAAAAGGCAUACGAGUUUGCCAACGUACUGAUCGAAAUAUUCCCUAACGUCACGUUUGUCAAAAGGCAAUUUGGCUACACACUGAAGGAGAUCGUAGGCUUCUGCAACAACCGGAACUACACCGACCUCGUGAUAAUCAACGAAGACAAGAAAAAGGUAACCGGUCUCACCUUCGUACACCUCCCAGCCGGCCCCACCUUCUACUUCAAGGUAAGCUCCUACCUAGAAGUCGAAAAGAUCGUCGGCCACGGUAGACCCACCAGUCACAUCCCUGAGCUCAUCCUCAACAACUUCAAUACCAGACUCGGCAAAACCGUCGGAACCCUCUUCCAAUCCAUCUUCCCGCAGAAACCUGACUUCGAAGGACGCCAGGUCAUCACACUACACAACCAGCGAGACUACAUUUUCUUCAGAAGGCAUCGUUACGUAUUCAGAAACGAAGUCAAAGUAGGCCUGCAGGAACUUGGCCCCCAAUUCACCCUGAAGCUAAAACGUCUGCAAAAAGGCAUCAAGGAGGAAACCGAGUGGGAACACAAGCCAGACAUGGACAAGGAGAAGAAGAAGUUCUACCUAUAG